Molecule: messenger RNA, 885 nt
Organism: Poecile atricapillus (Black-capped chickadee)
Lineage: Eukaryota; Metazoa; Chordata; Aves; Passeriformes; Paridae
Product: lymphotactin-like
Exons: 3
Coding region: 145-435 (96 amino acids)
Biological process (GO): G protein-coupled receptor signaling pathway; positive regulation of ERK1 and ERK2 cascade; monocyte chemotaxis
Cellular component (GO): extracellular region
Molecular function (GO): CCR chemokine receptor binding; chemokine activity
Source: RefSeq, a predicted model, not a curated record
UCACUUUUUCCACUGCUACUCAGGCCCUCCAUGACACCAUCAAAAUGAACACAAGAACUGACCACUGAAUGACAAUAUAUAAACCCUGAGAAAGGAGCUGGCAGUAGACACUUUCUGCUCUGCCUUGACACACAAGCCACAGCGAUGAAGCUCCACACCGCAGCAAUCCUGCUCCUCUUCUGGCUUGCCAUCUUCACUGUGCACACCGUCAAAGGGAGUGCUAGUAGUGCACCAAUGCGCAAAUUUAGUUGUGUAACUCUGUCAGAUAAACAACGGAAUGUCCGAAAUCUUGUGAGCUAUGAAAAGAAACAAAUACCAACAGAUGCCAUCAUGUUUAUCACUGCAGGAGGCAUCAAGAUCUGUGUAAGUGCUAAACAGAAAUGGGUGCAGACUGCUAUGAAGAUAAUAGAUGAAAGACGUGCUGCCAAACGCUAAAAAUCCUGUCCUAGGAAAGCAUCUACGAACAACUACCUGGAAUCAUCCUCAGUGCUGCACGUAACAAGGAAAAGCUUAUUAUUUGCUUUUAUUUGCUUGCUUUUAAGAAAUGGCAGUAAACUCUCUGGACAAACACAAACUCACCUCCCACAGAGUUGGAAGAGUGUAGGCCUCCAUCCUGAUCGACAUCAGAGCAUUCUGCAUUGAGUCCUGGCUUUAAGAAGGUGCUGUAUAAUUUAAUCAUUCAUCCUCAUGCAAGACAAACCUGAAACAACAGGUUUGCUUUUCCCAUUGCUUUUCUCUGAAUAAGAACAAACCGUGUCUGGAAUCUGCAUUUCACAAACUCAUAGGAGCUCCCUGCCCUAGAGAACUAUGUACAUAGAAAUGUUUUAUCGUCUUAAAACUGAUACGUGCUACUAACAGAAGGCUUCAAACUUCAAUAAAUUUACU